Molecule: messenger RNA, 1438 nt
Organism: Myotis brandtii (Brandt's bat)
Lineage: Eukaryota; Metazoa; Chordata; Mammalia; Chiroptera; Vespertilionidae
Exons: 3
Coding region: 566-1144 (192 amino acids)
Source: RefSeq, a predicted model, not a curated record
GAGCCAACCUGUGUGUGCCCGUGAGGCCUGAGGGUCCAGACUCACCACAUUCCUGCUCCCCGCAUGGAGGACGGAGGACUUUACCCUCCUCCCCCCCGCAGCCUGGAGGUGGGAUUUGCUGCUCCAUUCGUAGAAGAGGAGACUGGGUUCAGAGUGGCCCAGGGUCCUCCCCUUCACAGGGCUUGUCUCCACCCACCUCCUUACCUCUCGAGUCAUUGGCUGCGCUGCGGACCCAGCUUUCCUGGAUUCCGGGUACAGAACCACCUGCUGCGUGUUUGCCGCCAGAGCAGGGCCCACCUGGCCCGCAUUCGCCAGCUGUGCUCUAUGCACCGCGCACCAGCUGUGCACGGGCGCCCAGGCCCCCAAAUCCCGGGGGCGGCACCUGUAUGACCCCAUUCUAUGGAGGAGAAAGCUGAGGCCCAGAGGAGCUCCGCACGCGCCAAGGCCACGCAGGGAGUAACGGCAGACGAGGCCUGCAGCCGCCUCUGCUCCAGGAAGGCCCUGCGAGCCCAGAGCACAAUCACCCGGCCGAGCCGCGGGCACUGCGGGCCUCCCUGCCGACUGGAUGCAGCUGGACAGCCGAGCUCUCGUCCUGAUCACGUCUGUACCCAUCGGGGGCCUCCAGCAGGGCCUGGGGCGCCGGCUCAUCUGUGCGUUUGGGCAGCAGGUCCCUGAGGUCUGCUUUGCCCCAGCCGCCGGGCAGCUGACCUGCUCUGCCCAGAGCCCCUCCACCAGCUGUGGACGUCGGGAGGGGACCCAGAACAGGGCGGUCAUUCCCCCGGGGUGGACGGGGCUGAAGCAGGGCACUGAGUUGGUGGAGAGACAGGCCCGGCACCUGCACCCGCUCCUCUCUGCAGCCCCAGGACCCUGCAGCCCAGCCCUGAGGCUGAGGGACCCCUUCCUGCCCUGCAGUGCCUCCGGAUUGGGGGUCCCCAUCCCGCCCUGGCCCAUGGCCCGAUGGUGGAGAGCGGGGCCUUCAUUCUCACCCCACGAGGCGGGCGAGGAGGGGGGCCGCCGUGCCAAGGCCCGGAGGGAGGACAAAGGGCUCUGGGUCCUGCUGACUCAGCACCUCCUCCCAGAGCAGCACCAAGGGCUGGAGGAGGGGAGCCCGGGGCUCGAGGACGAGGGCCAGGGCAGGUUCUGAAGCUUCAGCCAGUGUCUGCGGAGGCUGCAGGGGCGGGGAGCUUGGAGCACGGGGCAGGGGCCGCUCCGCUCCCAGACCCAGGAGGCCUGGGUUCUGCCCAAGACGCCCCACAUCCCCGCCCCCCCCCACACACACCGUGGGCCUCAGCUGCCCUGACCGCAGAGGGGCCGAGCUUGCCCGGUGGGGACGUGUGAGGGGCCUUCCUGAUCGUCCAUGGCCCAGAGGCUGGUGUCUUCACGGGCCCAGGGGGUGACCCGGAACCCACCCUGUGACCCAGGCCUGAGGGGAGGGCUU